AGGCGGGCGGAAGGGGCGGGACAUGAUACGGAAGUCCCGGGCUAGCUCCUUUCACGUGGGAGGGGCUGCUCUGUGAGUAGCUGGUGCUCAGGAGGCAUGGCACUCUGGCGGGCAUACCAGAGAGCCCUGGCUGCUCAUCCGUGGAAAGUCCAGGUUCUGACAGCUGGCUCCCUGAUGGGCCUAGGUGACAUUAUCUCACAGCAACUGGUGGAGAGGCGGGGUCUUCAGGAACACCAGGCAGGCCGGACCCUGACAAUGGUAUCUCUGGGAUGUGGCUUUGUGGGCCCUGUAGUAGGAGGCUGGUACAAGGUUUUAGACCGGUUCAUCCCUGGUACCACCAAGGUGGAUGCACUAAAGAAGAUGUUGUUGGAUCAGGGGGCCUUUGCGCCAUGUUUUCUAGGCUGCUUCCUCCCACUGGUAGGAAUACUCAAUGGACUGUCAGCCCAGGACAACUGGGCCAAACUGAAGCGGGACUAUCCUGAUGCUCUCAUCACCAACUAUUAUCUCUGGCCUGCUGUGCAGUUAGCCAACUUCUACCUGGUCCCCCUUCAUUACAGACCCUCAGCCAGCACACUCUGCCCUGAUGAAAGCUCCUCAGAUUCAGGCAUUUCAUUCAGAACCUUUGGACUUUUAUAGAGACCAUCCUAAAGUGUCCCUGACUGACUGCUAUCUCCCUUGGAAGGAUCCUUCGACAACCCUUGUCUCCUUCCCACCUGGGCUCUACACAUUUGGGAGUUUAUCUGCAGAGACAGGGCUGGGCUGGGCUGCACUCACAGCCUAGGUUAGCCAGAAAGGUAGACUUGGAGGCCAAGUAGGAGCCUUAUCAGGUUAGUUAUCAGGCUCAUUAUUAUGUCCUGGUAAGAAAGGUUGUUGUUGGGGCUGGAAAGAUGGCUCAGUGGUUAAGAGCACUGACUGCGCUUGCAGAGGACCCGUGUUUGACUCCCAA
Molecule: messenger RNA, 946 nt
Organism: Nannospalax galili (Upper Galilee mountains blind mole rat)
Lineage: Eukaryota; Metazoa; Chordata; Mammalia; Rodentia; Spalacidae
Gene: Mpv17
Product: mitochondrial inner membrane protein MPV17
Exons: 8
Coding region: 97-636 (179 amino acids)
Cellular component (GO): cytoplasm; membrane
Source: RefSeq, a predicted model, not a curated record